AUGGUUCAGACCACCGUGCUAUUGAACUCGUCCUUCAGCGAAAUAGUGGGGGGGCCUCCAAGGCGCAAGAGACUAAGACAAUUCAAAUUUGAGCCACUCUGGCUAUGUGAGAAAGGCUGCAUUGAUGUCAUACAUGAAGGAUGGAGCCCUGGACGCAAUUCCCAUGUGGACAGUGAUGGAAUUGAAGGGCGGCCAGAAUCAGCUAGAAUGGGUGGCGAAAUGGACAGAAUAAAUGGCAGGGACUGCAUUGAUAAUUUUGUUGGCAAGAUAGAGACAUGCAGGGACAAGCUUGUCCAGUGGGGUGGGAAUAUUAGGGAGCUCCCGGCUAAAAUUAAGACAAUUCGUUCAAAGUUGAAACGACUUAAGGAGGAAAAUUUCUCGGUGACGAAUUUCGAGAAGAUUCGAUCAUUGGAGGGUGAAUUGGAACUUUUGUUAAACAAGGAAGAACUUUAUUGGAAACAAAGAUCCCGCAUGGACUGGUUACAUCAUGGAGAUCGCAAUUCUAAGUUCUUCCACAGUAAAGCAUCAGCUCGGAAGGUUAAUAACACCAUGCUUGGGUUAUUUGAUGUCAAUGGCACCUGGAGAACUGAUUGUGAGGGCAUUGGAGAUGUGGUGGCGAACUACUUUCACACCUUGUUCCAAUCUUCCCAACCAUCCCCCGAAGACAUCGAGACUGUUACCCAGGCUGUGAACCCAGUAGUCUCUGAUCAUAUGAAUAGAGUUCUUAGGGACCCCUUUACUGACAAAGAGGCAAUAUCCUUCAAGUCUAUGUCCCAAGCAGUGCCACAGAUCCAUACGGUCUCUGAGCUUAUAACCUAUAGAGGGUGGAACCAUGGUCUAUUAGAAGAAUGUUUCAACCCGGUAGACAGCGAGGCUAUCCGAAGCAUCCCCCUUGGGAAAUUACCGACCCCUGACCAAUUGAUUUGGAGACACUCCGAAGAUGGCGAAUAUUGUGUCAAAUCGGGUUACUGGCUGGCAUAUACAAUUAAGACCCCUGGAUUGGAGGUAAGUAGUAGUUACAACUCUUAUGCUAAAUGGUGGAAAUUCUUAUGGGCCUUGAAUAUCCGGCCAAAAGUCAGAGCGUUCAUGUACCGAGCUUUCAACAAUAUUAUCCCCGCCUUAUUCAACUUAACUCGUCGCCAUGUGCCUAUUUCUCCAGUAUGUGAUAUGUGUCAUCUGGAUUAUGAAACUGCCGUCCAUGCGUUAAUUCGAUGUGACCGAGCCUAUGCCAUGUGGUACCAAGCUGGCCUGGGAAAAUUAAUAUCUGAGUUUAAAGGGACUGAAUUCUCGAAUUUUACAAUGCUUGCAUAUCAUAAGCUGAAAAUUAACGAGUUUGAGAAACUGUGUAUGACGGCAUGGCAGAUUUGGAGUGACCAGAAUGUUUUGCAUCAUGGUAGAAGUGUCCCUCCAGUGCAACAUCAAUGUGAAAAAGUGGAAGUAUUUUUGGCAGACUUUCAAUCCACACAGCUUUCUCUUAAGGUGUCGUGUCGGGUUUCUGCAAAUCAGUCUGGAAUAUCUCGUAGAAAAUUUUGGAAAGCACCACCUACUGAUGAAUUGAUCCUCAAUACUGAUGCAGCAGUUAACAUCGAGGAAGGGGAGAUUGCCAUUGGGGCUGUUGUUCGCAAUCACCGUGGGGAGGUAAUGGUUUCGCUGGGCAAAGUGUUUAAAGGAAAUUACUCUCCACUCACGGCUAAAAUUUUGGCCAUUAGAGAGGGGCUGGAAUUUGUAGCAGAUUCGGGGCUAAGGGUGAACAUUGUUGAAACGGAUUCCCUGCUUUCGGUCCAAGCCAUUAGUCUUCAUCCCCCGUUCUCCCAGGUGCUGAAUGUAGCUGAGGACUGUAGCUUCCUCAUGGCUCGUAUGGAAAAUUGUAAAAUUCGACACGCCCCAAGACAGACCAAUCAGGUGGCUCAUGAAUUAGCGCUUUUGGCGAAAAACUCUAGGAUUGACUUUAUGUGUUGUGAAGAGGUUCCAGAACCCAUUGUGAAUCUGGUGAACUAUGAUAUUUCUCAUAUGAUUGAUUAA
Molecule: messenger RNA, 2022 nt
Organism: Fraxinus pennsylvanica
Lineage: Eukaryota; Viridiplantae; Streptophyta; Magnoliopsida; Lamiales; Oleaceae
Source: the annotation of a GenBank genome assembly